Olea europaea var. sylvestris is the source of this 1202-nucleotide messenger RNA. RefSeq lists its product as uncharacterized. Gene Ontology annotation, molecular function: phosphoprotein phosphatase activity. The coding region runs from base 173 to 1009 and encodes 278 amino acids. Lineage: Eukaryota; Viridiplantae; Streptophyta; Magnoliopsida; Lamiales; Oleaceae. The transcript is spliced from 6 exons. The record is from RefSeq and is a predicted model, not a curated record.
AGCGACUUUCCCUCCCUAGGGGAAGGCUGGAGGAAGGUCUUGCUUACUAGCUAAGUCAUUCGAUUGAUUUUUCCUGAAAAUUGCAGGAAUCUAAAAAGUUUCUCGGGUCUAUGCAAAGUCAGCGACCAAAUAUUCUGCACUCUGAUAAACCCAUAUUUUAUAAUUCUGAAAAAUGGCAGACCUGAAAGUCGUUACUAAUCACAUCAAUGAAAAUGACAACGAUGAUGCAAGUGAUUCAGAAUCAGAGCUUCCAUGGAAGAAGAGAUUUAAGAUGGCUCCAACUUCAAGAAGGAAACUUCUGGUGCUUUGUCUUGGUGGACUCCUGGUAAACAGGGUGUACAUAAGGCAUCGGAGAAGUGCUCCCGCUCCACCAUUAAACCCUGAUGUGUAUACUGGCAGUUUUGCAGUUUUCAAGAGGCCCUUCUGUACUGAUUUUAUAAAAUUUUGCUUUGAACGAUUUGAAUUGGGUAUAUGGUCUGCUACUGUAGAAUGUAAUACAGAAGCUGUUUUAAAGUGUAUCGGUGGUUCUGAAAUGAAAACGAAGUUAGCAUUUGUAUGGGGUCGAGAAGAAUGUAUAGAUUCUGGAAUAGCAUGUCAAAGAAAUAGUCAAAAGCCUCUGUUUCUGAAGGAUUUGAGGCGAGUGUGGGAAAAGAAAUACCUUGAUCUUCCCUGGCGUAGGGGACAAUAUUCACAGUCGAAUACAUUGUUGAUUUGUGUUGAUCCUCCCACUUCCCUGCUGAAUCCUCCUAAUACCGCUAUAUUUCCCCAACCAUACAAAAGCCACGACAUGGAAGAUACGUUUUUAGGCCCGGAUGGUGAGUUGCGGGGCUAUCUGGAGAGAAUCGCAGAUGUUGAUAAUGUUCCAUCUUAUGUAAAAGAGCAUCCAUUCGGACAGCCUGCAAUAACACCUUCACAUCCCGACUGGAAUUACUACGCCAAGAUUGUUCAUGAGUUUCAAAAGGAAGACAAUGAGAAGUACCAGCAAAUGAAAAGUAUAGAUUUGGUUUGAAGCCACCUAGAAAGACAUUGUGAAUAGUAUGUGUGAUUCAAUUUCGUAUCAUGUUCAAUUGAAAUUAAUCUUCUGCUCCCAAGUGGUCAGUAUAAAAACUUCCCACUACUGAAUAGCAAGAGAACCUCACUGGGUUAUCUUAUUCAAUCAAUUCCCGAAUUUGUUAACCUUUUUCUGAAACUUUUUCAUUGUU